UGUACGGAGAAGAGAAGCGCUCCAGAACCCUCUACGACAAUCAAUAGACUGGACAGACCAAUGACGCUCUUCUCCUCAACAUACCAUUAACCAUGACGGUAACAAUUAGCCUAUUCAAAAAGUAUGACUGAUAUUGUAUCCACGAAGGAAAUGCCCUUUUCUUCAAAAUCGUGAUUUUGAUAGAGUUCGAAAUGAUGCAUGAUUCCUCCGGCCUUCACAUCGCCUUUGGAAUCCUCUCUGCUGACGAUGCACUAUGUGGCGUCACCAGCAACAAAAGUGAUUCCCACCUGAUCUCAAGUGAAACAUUGGAUAUCGUGUGGCGGAUCUUUGUGUUUGGUUUGAUUCCCCUCUUUUCUGUGUUUGGAAUAAUAGGUAAUAUCUUUAGUCUCGCUGUGCUUUAUCACCACCGGAUGAGAAAUCCAACCAACUUAUGUCUGUCUGCGCUAGCUCUCUCUGAUAUCGGCUUUCUCGUACAAAGCCUCCUUUUCGUUGGGACUAAUAUUCAAAGCGAAUUUGACUCAGUUCUCGGUGAACAAAGGAGUCAGAUGCUCUACCCAUGGUUUGGAGCGUAUGCCAGCUUAGUGGCAGCAAAACUGUCCUCGUGUCUCAUUCUUCUCCUGACAAUAGAAAGAUACAUUGCCGUUUGUUUUCCAAUACGAGCCAAGCUGAUUUGUAACAAACGAUGCACUUUGAUAUGUCUGGUAGCAAUCUGUGUGACGACGAUCGUGGUUUUCCUCCCCUAUGCUUUUAAAUACGAGAUCGUGUACGAAGAAAAUAACGCAACGCAUACUACAGAAAUGCUUCUUAUUCCUUCCAAACUUGGAAAAAAUAGAGACUUUUUCGAAGUCUUUGGGAUGAUUCUAAACAUCGUGUACUGGUUUAUACCUAUAAUACUUCUUUUAAUUUUGAACACCAAGAUCAUAAUAAUAACCCGGAAAACCUGCUCAACCCGGAAACUCAUGGGAACUCUUGACGCGAAAAUUUAUUCCAACGAACAAACUCGAAUUACGCUGAUGCUGGUGACGAUAUCGCUUUUAUUUGUGCUGUGCACUUUACCAGGUGCUAUACAAAGCAUCCUGUCUCAUUAUAUGGACGGGUACACGAUGAAUGGACAGUAUCGGCACGUCUAUCAAUGCGUUAGCUACGUCAUCUAUUUUCUGGAGACAUUAAGCUCCUCUGUAAAUUUUCUAAUCUACAUGGUGAUGAGUAAAAAAUUCUCUAAAACAUACAAAGAAUUGUUUUGUUGUAUAAGAAAUCAGAUGCAUUACCAAGUGCCAUUCAAUUCGAAGGAGUCCUUACGGUGUAUACAGAGGAGUGAGAUCAGGGGCCUGAACAGCAGCACCAGAGGGGAUAUGCAAUCUUAAAGUAUUAAGAAACAGGGGAAGAACUAUAAAAAAUCCUCCUGUGGACAAAUAAUUCACCACAGCAUCGUUUAUGCUGGGUAAUAUCCAUGCAAAUUCUCAUCACAAUGUCUAACUUGUGUGGUAAAUACUGGCUUUAUUAUUGUUUUAUCACAGUUUUAUUCACUAUUUUCUACCCACUUGGUUUACGCUGCUGAAUCUGGCUGAAUCGGAAUGGACGGCAAACCCUUGAUCUCUUUAGAUAGACAAGGGUAAUAAUCUUAUGUUGUUGAAUCAUAUAUUCCUGAUUUUAUGUAAAAAUAAUCUGGUAAUAGAAUAUUGAAGAGAGUAUUGUAUUACAAUGUAUUCUCAAUAAAUAUCAUGUAUUAUU
This is a messenger RNA of Ostrea edulis (European flat oyster), 1731 nucleotides long. RefSeq names its product G-protein coupled receptor daf-37-like. The transcript has 2 exons. Gene Ontology annotation, biological process: G protein-coupled receptor signaling pathway. NCBI's taxonomy places the organism in Eukaryota, Metazoa, Mollusca, Bivalvia, Ostreida, Ostreidae. Gene Ontology annotation, cellular component: membrane. The record is from RefSeq and is a predicted model, not a curated record. Gene Ontology annotation, molecular function: G protein-coupled receptor activity. The coding region runs from base 192 to 1364 and encodes 390 amino acids.